Messenger RNA from Rhizophagus irregularis DAOM 181602=DAOM 197198, 813 nucleotides. RefSeq lists its product as uncharacterized. The record is from RefSeq and is a predicted model, not a curated record. Lineage: Eukaryota; Fungi; Glomeromycota; Glomeromycetes; Glomerales; Glomeraceae.
AUGGACAAAGGUGACAUUAUCGUAGAAACUUCAGAGGAUGAAAAUACAUCACGUCUGACUCAACCAACCAUGAUUUCAAAUACCUCUGAAGAUACUACUUUGUGCGAAAUUACUUUAAGUACACCCCAGCAAUUAAAUACUUCAGAAGGUUUCGCAACUUCACGCGAAAGUACACCUUGUCCAACAGUUCAUUCAGCUACAAGCACUUUAAUAGCGACACCUAAUAAACCCAUUAUCACGAAAUCAACAUAUGAUGAAUUUUCUGCACACAUAAUUUGUGCUUUUAAUACAACGAUACAUCUUGUCAAAGAAACGAUCGAAGAACCAAUAUAUGAGAGAGUUUGUAAUAUGCUCCAGUCAAGAAACAAACUGGCUAUGAGUGAUUCGAUAAUCAAAAAGCUCGAAGACAUAUUUCAAGCAAAUUAUUCUGAAAUCGAAUCUAAAAUAAUUUCGGAAACAAAUAUUGGAGAUAAUCAAACAUCGGAAGAGAAUAGAUUUAUGUUCUUUAUACGAUGUGCAUUACUGGACUUUGUCUUUAGGUUUAGAUAUUUGAUGCCGAAAGUCUUAGAUCGAGACAUGCUUGAACGAUCCUACAUUGUCGAAUGUCUGUCCCCAAUUCUGCGAGCAUUUCACAAUGCUUUUCCUGACGUCAAAUACAUGUGGUUAGAAAAAGACAUAAGAUCUAUAAAGGAAGCGAAUAUCAUGUUUACAAGUAGUUUUGGGCAACGAAAAACGGAUUUACUCAUCCUCCGAUUAUCAGAUGCAAGGGAGCUUUUGAAUGUCGAAGUGUCUGGCCUCCUUACAGAUCAAUGA